Molecule: messenger RNA, 981 nt
Organism: Oryza brachyantha (malo sina)
Lineage: Eukaryota; Viridiplantae; Streptophyta; Magnoliopsida; Poales; Poaceae
Product: probable pectinesterase/pectinesterase inhibitor 32
Exons: 2
Coding region: 1-981 (326 amino acids)
Biological process (GO): cell wall modification
Molecular function (GO): pectinesterase inhibitor activity; pectinesterase activity
Source: RefSeq, a predicted model, not a curated record
AUGGGUGUCCAGGAUAGCCCCCCGGUCGCCGUGGACGCCGUGGUGGCAGCCGACGGCUCCGGCAACUACACCACCAUCGCCGCCGUGGUUGCAGCCGUGCCAUUGAAGAGCACCAAAAGGUAUGUGAUACAUAUCAAGAAAGGAAUCUACAACGAGGCCGUGACUAUAGGCAAGGGUGUACGGAAUCUGACGCUUCUCGGAGACGGUAUGGGUGCUACGAUCAUCUCUGCUCAUCAAAGCGUCGGCGGCGGCGGCGGCGGCCUGACCACGUUCAAGACGGCCACCCUCAGUGUUGAAGGCAAUGGCUUCAUGGCUCGUGAGCUGACGAUCGAGAACACGGCCGGGCCGGAGAACCACCAGGCGGUGGCGCUCAUGUCCACCUCGGACAGCUCCGUCGUGUACCUCUGCGAGAUGAGGUGGUACCAGGACACGCUGUACGCCAAGAGCGGCAGGCAGCUCUACCGCGAGUGCCGCAUCUCCGGCACCGUCGACUUCAUCUUCGGCGACGCCGCCGCCGUCUUCCAGCGCUGCACCGUCCUCGCCCGGCUCCCGCUCCCGGGCCAGCAGAACACCAUCACGGCGCAGUCCCGCGGCUCGGCGGCAGAGACCACCACCGGCUUCUCGUUCCAGCACUGCGACGUGCGCGCCGACGACGACCUCCUCCGCGCCACCGGCGUGGAGACCUACCUCGGUCGGCCAUGGGGGCCAUUCUCGCGCGUGGUGUUCAUGGAGUGCACCAUGUCCAGCGUGAUCCACCCCAAGGGAUGGCUCCCCUGGAGCGGCGGCGGCGGCGACCUGUCCAACGUGUACUACGGAGAGUACAGAAACGAAGGAGAAGGUGGCAACGUGAGUGGGCGCGUGAAGUGGCCUGGUUUCCAUGUCAUCGAGGACGCAUCCGAGGCUGCCAAGUUCACAGUGGACAGCUUCAUCCAGGGGAACCUGUGGAUUCCCAAAGGAGUGGAGCACGAUCCUGGCCUUUGA